UUGGUCGAGUCAGCUGAUUUUUGGAAGGUUAUUUCAAGAUUGGUUCUAGCCAAAGAAAAAGAUUUGAUAUCCAAAUCUUUUAGACCGGUAUUAAGUAACACAAUUUACUAAGUUAAUAACGAAAAGUGGUGUUUGAAAGCAUAAACAGACAAUGUCAUCAUUACGUGUGGCAUUAAAUCGACGAUUCGUCACAGGUGUUGUGUCAAGGCCCUCUGUUGGCUAUGUGUUGCCUGUAUGGCGAUCAAUAGGAUCACAAGUUAGACGAUACGCCUCGCAGGUUACUCCGAAACGGAAUGGUACAAGUACUUUUAAGCUGGCGCUUAUUGGGGCUGGACUUGGUGCCGCAUCUGGUACCGUGUAUUCAAUUUAUGGUAAUUGGAAGGAUAAAAGUUCUCACAUGGAGCAUCAACGUAUACCGCCGAAAAUUCUGAAAGAAUUACCCGAUGUUAGGAUAACAAAGCGCUUUGUUAAUCCUAAUGAUAACUCUGAUUUGAACAUAAUACUUUUUCAAUACCAAACAUGUCCUUUCUGUUGUAAAGUGCGUGCCUUUCUGGAUUACAUGGGUAUAUCGUACUCUGUUGUUGAGGUGGAUGCAGUACUUCGGCAAGAUAUAAAAUGGUCGGAGCAGAAAAAAGUACCUAUGAUUUUGGUACAACAAGGAGAUGGACGAUAUAUACAAAUGACAGACUCAAGCGCCAUCAUCUCGCUUCUCGCAUCAUAUUUAAAUGAUAAACAAACUGACGUAGGUGAUUUGGCUAAAUUUUACCCAAUGAUAUCGUUUUUCGAUGACAAUGAUAAGAAACGCCUUGACAUACUGAACAAAUACUUCUUAAUGUAUCAAGAUAAAACACCAAAGCAUAUAACCAGAGAUACUCAAGAAGAUGAGCGAAAGUGGCGUACAUGGGCAGACUCACAUCUAGUACAUCUCAUUUCACCCAAUUGCUACCGGACUUUGAACGAAGCACGUGAAACGUUCGAGUGGUUUUCGAAAGCAGGCGAGUGGGAUAUUUACUUCCCCAAAUGGGAACGCGAUCUAAUGGUAAAUGUUGGUGCAUUCGCUAUGUGGGGUAUAAGCAAGAUGUUGAAACGUCGACAUGGUCUAUCGGAUGAUGUUCGAUCACACAUAUAUGAAGCGCUUAAUAAGUGGACUAAAGAAUUGGAAAAGAGGAAACAAAAGUUCAUGGGCGGCGAUCGGCCAAAUUUAGCUGAUCUAUCAGUUUUUGGUGUACUCAAUAGUAUGGAAGGAUGUGAGGCGUUUGGUGAUUGCAUGAAAAAUACAAAAAUAGGAGAAUGGUACAAUGGUGUAAAGAAAUUGGUGGACAAAAAUCGAGGCAACUUAGUAAGGCGAGCGGAAUUGAUGCCUCUAGCUGCAUAAUUUAAAAUAAGAUUCAAGAAACAAAAAUUGUUAUUUAUAUGUAUAUAAAAUUCAAAACUUUUCAA
This is a messenger RNA of Ceratitis capitata (Mediterranean fruit fly), 1440 nucleotides long. It is a transcript of the gene Su(P), whose product is annotated as prostaglandin E synthase 2. The record is from RefSeq and is a predicted model, not a curated record. Gene Ontology annotation, cellular component: mitochondrion. Gene Ontology annotation, molecular function: prostaglandin-E synthase activity. Lineage: Eukaryota; Metazoa; Arthropoda; Insecta; Diptera; Tephritidae. Bases 152 to 1375 code for a protein of 407 amino acids. The transcript has 3 exons.